AUCAGUGUUCACUCACUCCUUUAACUACGCGGUUACCAUUGGUGGUACCUGGGGAACCAGUAGACGCGUGCUUCGUGUGCUACUUACGAACUUUUUGGCGCGAGCGGGUUCUUGUGCGACUAUUUUAAAAGUGAUUCAUUUUUUUUGUGGAUUUUUAAAUUUUUAAUAUGAUUACCCUGUAUAGAACCAUUAAAGGUACCACUAAGGGGAGAAAGAAACGGGAGAAUAAAGGAAUACCUUCACUCGAACUCCCUUUACCAGAAACUUCUGCUGAAAUGGUGUCUAGGCGUAGAAUUUUGUUAAGAUCCCGUGAUGACUUACAUCUAGAUUCCGGAUUUGCACCACCGGAAGAGGAAGAAGACAUUUGGUAUCAGAAAGAGAAGCUUUACAAGGAUCAUAUACAGGAAGUCCUAGAUAAAUGGACACAGAUCGAUGAUGAGAUCUGGGCAAAAGUCAUUGUUUUGGAAAGAAACAGACGAGUAGCCAAGGCAUAUGCUCGCGCACCUGUCUUGACAGUCAAUGGAUCGGAUGAUGGAUUCGAUGGUUUCAGAAUUGGCUUGUGCGGCUUUGACAACCCAAUGCGAGACCAAAAAACCGAGGAAUUUAAAAGACACAUAGGGCAUGGUGUAAAAAUAAAAAUGGACGACGCAGGUAAUAUCCUAAUCAAGCGGAUAUCCAAGUGCAACGUAUACAUAAAAAACACUGGUCAAGACGAGGAAAAUGCUAUAGGAAAUGAAAUUUUAAAGCUACCGAACAACGCCCUAGAACCCGAAAAACCUGUCAAACUGUUUGACAUGAAGAAGUUUCAGUCAAAUGUUAGUAGGGAGUUAAGAAGAGCAUAUCCAGAUCGUAGAAGACUAGAGUGUCAAUGUCUUAGUGCAAUAGCUUUUGUCAAAAACGAGCAUGACCUUCUGGAAUGUCCCAUUUGGGUUCUCAUUAUUAAUGUUGUAGCCAUGGAUAUGUUAAAAUCAAAAUUACCACCUGUGCACCGUGCUUUAGAUAUCAAAAACCGUCCCCGUAUCCCGAUACCAGACGAAGACCCGUAUAGCAUUGCAGGAAAUGGCAGUGGAAGUUCUGGUAGCUCGGGCUUUGCUGGCGGUAGUGUAGCAGCUACCAGAGAGCAGCUAUUACUACAGAGCCAACAGCAUGCGCAAAGGCGUGGGGACAAACCACCUAAGUUACCACCUAGAGAUAUUUACCAUGAUAUACCGAAGCCUGACUAUGAUGACCAAGAAGACCAUAACGUAAUCAAAGCAUUCCCAUCUUCCAGAAAUAAUAAAGAAAAAUCAAACAAAGAUAACAAGAAAUAUGAUGAUCCUUACUAUUGUGGCCUCCGUGCGCGUGUGCCAAACUUCGUAGCUAAAUCUAAAUCUAAUAAAGAGUCGCUCCCAUCCAAGAGAUACUCGAUCUCUCAACAGCAACAGCACCAGCAGAUCAUGAUGCAUCAACAUAUGAACCACCAUCAAUAUCAGCAACAACCCAUGUGGCAUGCAAGAAGUUAUGAAAGUGGAAUAGAUUCUGAUGCUGUAGAAUCACCUUAUAACCAAAUAUAUGGCAGACUUCCCAUACCUACAAGGAACUACAUACCAGCCCAACCAAGGACGAUGUAUAUCGGAGAAUGGGAUUAGAUUUUAAUUCAAUUUUAAUGAUGUUGUAUGAUAUUUUAUUAUUAUUUAUGUCGACGUUUUUUGAGUUAGUCGUAGAAUUAAGGAUCUGUUUUCUUUCUUAUUUCAAAAUUUGCUCAAGUAUUUUAUUUUGCUUUAUAACUGAUUAUACUGUCAUAUUAAUAUUUCGCAGGUUUUCUCCGAAGUUUAUUUCUUUGCUAGGUAUACGUCGUAGUAUUUUCAUUAAAUUUAUACAAUAUAUUUCUAUCUAUAAUAUUCAACGUAAUUUAGUUAUUUUAAUUUGUACAUAUAAAAAUAAGCAUAGGCAAACCAUGAAAGGCAAUAUUAAUCAUAAGACUUUUUACAUUUUUAUAUGUGUACCCUUUAAGCUAAAAUACUCAAAUAAUCUUAAAAAUUAGAAUAAUAUAUUUUUUUUGUCUUUUAAUAUGGUGCGUUAUCAUAUAAUUUCUGUAUGUUACAGUAACAUAUUAUUGAGUGAUGUGAUUACAUUAUAGUAAAAACCUACCGUAGUUUAAGGAUUAUGAUAUUUAUCCACUAGUUAAUUCAAUCAUUAUUUUUGUAAAGUUUGUAUAUUCAUUUGGUACUUUUUAUUUAUACAAAUACAAGGUGAUGGCUAAUUAAUAAUA
Molecule: messenger RNA, 2251 nt
Organism: Anthonomus grandis grandis
Lineage: Eukaryota; Metazoa; Arthropoda; Insecta; Coleoptera; Curculionidae
Exons: 9
Coding region: 168-1628 (486 amino acids)
Biological process (GO): regulation of DNA-templated transcription
Molecular function (GO): protein binding
Source: RefSeq, a predicted model, not a curated record